UAAGUUCCUCACAAAAUUCACUCAUAACAAUAACAACAACAACAAUUCCUACACAAAUUCUUUCAUUAAUAUGGGAUCCAACAUUUCCAAUAUAGAGCCUGUUGUUGAGAGAUCAUCACACCCAUCUCCCAUCCUCACCUUCCAUUCCACAGCUAAAUGGAAGGCUCACUUUGAGGCUUCCAAACAAACAAACAAGCUGAUGGUGAUUGACUUCACGGCUGCAUGGUGUGGACCUUGCAAGCACAUGAAUUCAGUUAUCAAAGAAUUUGCUGCAAAAUACAAAGAUGUUGAGUUCAUUAAGAUUGAUGUGGAUGAGUUAAUGGAGGUGGCAAAUGCAUUUCAGGUGCAAGCAAUGCCAACAUUUAUUCUGAUUAAGAAUGGAAAAGUGGUUGAAAAGGUUGUGGGGGCUAAAAAGGAGGAGUUACAGAAGAUGAUUGAGAAACGUAGGAGGAUUUUGAGUGUGUGAUAAUUAAGUCAAGAUGAGAUGACUCCAUGACAUAUAUUAUAUAGUUAUAUACCAUUUGGAGAAUAAGACUAAUAUAUAAGUUGGUGUUGUUGUUUGUCAUAUGACUAUGUUAGUGUUUGCCAAUAUCCUUUUUUUUUUUUUUUUUUUAAAUC
Vicia villosa (hairy vetch) is the source of this 618-nucleotide messenger RNA. Its product is annotated as thioredoxin H2-like. NCBI's taxonomy places the organism in Eukaryota, Viridiplantae, Streptophyta, Magnoliopsida, Fabales, Fabaceae. The coding region runs from base 71 to 466 and encodes 131 amino acids. The transcript has 3 exons. The record is from RefSeq and is a predicted model, not a curated record.